AUGUCCUCAGUCAACUAUACAGCCACCAACAUAGUAACAGCCCCAACAUCAACCUCCACCUCAACCCACUAUCCCGAACUCGUAGGCUGGAUCCCCGAGAACUCCGGCCGGGGCACCCUCAGCCUGCUCACCAGCUGCCUAACGACCCUCUUCCUCUGCACCUGGGUCGUAAUCCACCCGCGCGUGCACGCCUCCACGCGCCACAGCUUCUUCCACAAGGUGGCGCUCUUCCUCAAAACCCUCAUCGCACCGGAGUUUAUCGCCGUCGAGGGCCUCCAAGAAUGGGCCCCCGAGAUCAAAGACCCGCAGCACAACAACAAGCAAGCACAACCAUUCACCCUCCUCCACGCAUUUUACAUCAGCAUGCUCGUCCUGCGCUACCGCACCCCGCUAGGCGACCGAGUCCUGUGGCCCAACCAGUACGUCUGGCUACUGCAGCAGGGCCUGAUCGAGUGGAAGGACCACACCCGCUGGGGGCUGGCCGUCACGGACAUCGAGGACAAGAGUAAAGCGGAUGCAGUGGCGAAGCUGAUCGCGCUGGCGCAGCACAAGCCCAAGGAUAUCCGGUCGCCGACGGUGGUGGAGCUGCCCGUAGCGAUGACGAGCGAGCAGCGUGCGGUGUUUGAGUGUCUGGCGGUCAGUCACAAGUUCGACAACGAGGGCUUGCGCGAUCAGGUCACCUACUGGAGUAUCUGGUACUUGACACCGCGGGUGUUCGAGAAGGAGGAGAGGGAUCGGAUGAUGGCGGAGCGGGUACUCGAGACGAAGAAGAGCUCGUCGGGGUCGUCGGGGUCGUCAUCAUCCUCACUUGCAGAUCCACCAACACAUGUCGACUUUCAGACAGAAGGAAACAAAAAGGAAAUUGUGGUUGCUCACUGGGAUCCCGAUAUCUAUCGCUCCAAGCUUUGGCCGUUGCCGUGUCUCUUCGGAAUGUCGUUCGGGGCCCUGCACCUGGUGUCAUGGAAUGAUGUCUUCCCCACCACGGUGGAGUUGUGGCUGUGGCGUAUCGCGGCAUUCGUGUCCAUGGGGUCCAUGCUGGUGUUCAUGCACUUCGAGAAAGUGGUGCUCCGAUGGGAGGGGAUUGUGACUAUCGUGAGCCUGUCUUCUCCGGCGUUGUAUCUCCUGAGUCGGAUGGUGAUGAUGGGGGAAGUGUUUGCGGCGCUGAGGGCGGAGGAGCCGGCGAUCUACGAUACUUACGAGGUUUCCUCCUACUGGGUUCAUUUGUUAUGAAAGGCGCAACUGUGUAGAGAAUCAGAGAUGCGAAGCGGGCUGAGCCCUGGCUGAGAAUAGGAUUGUCUGCCAUCUUGGUUGCUGGAACCGAGGUUGAAAUUAUGCGCUCAACAAAUGAUGGAAACUCUACAUCUGCGUCCUCCAUUCGCCAAUAUGGGAACCCUC
Molecule: messenger RNA, 1395 nt
Organism: Aspergillus fijiensis CBS 313.89
Lineage: Eukaryota; Fungi; Ascomycota; Eurotiomycetes; Eurotiales; Aspergillaceae
Exons: 3
Coding region: 1-1230 (409 amino acids)
Source: RefSeq, a predicted model, not a curated record